AUGAGUGGCGGCCCGAACACGGUGGCGGUGCUGCCGUCGCUACGCAAGUCGAUGACGGCCUCUGCCGUUCCUGGGCAGCGCCCGCGCGAUGGCGUCGGCGCCCUCGCCCCGCCCGGCAACAGCAACCGUGUCAACAUUGUCGGCGGCUACGAUGCGGGGUCGAAGCCGGUUUCUGGGCACCCCGGCACCCUGCGCAAGAGUCGCACCGGCGCGAGCGAUGAGGCGUUUCUCGCCUCGCUCGUCGGCACCGACUUGGCCUCCACGAAGACUGCCGCGGACGCCUACUGCACCCAGUACAAGGAGACGGCAGCCGAGAACGCAAAGUUGCGCGCUGCUCUGCGGCAGCAAGAGGUGGACUCGGUGCAGGUAGUGCAGUUUCUGGAAAGCAAGCUGAGAGAGUUAGAGACGGAGGCGCAGACGUACAAGACGGGCAUCACGCAGCUGCUAGACGACCACCGCCACGCGGAGGAGGAGCUGCAGUCGAAGUACGGUGAGAUGCUGCGCGAGCGUGAUGUCGAGCUGGCGCGCUACGCAUCCGUCACCACGAAGCUGCACGAUGACCUUCGCCAAGCCUCUCGCUAUGUCCAGCAACGACAGGAGCACACGGUGGAGCUGCAACAGCUCCAGAAGCAGCUGGAGGACCUCGUCGUGGAGCACGAGAAGGAGGUAGCAGCGUUGCACUUCCAGACGGUGGACCGUAAGCUGAAGCUCAUCGCGCUAGAGAAGACGAUGCGGGCCGAGUUCGACGAGCUGGUGGAGGCACGAGCGGCCAAGGCGCUGGAGGAGCGCUUCCAGGGCGUGCUGGAGCGGACGCGGCGGUUGGAGGAGGAGAAGGCGUCGAUGACGCACGACAUCCACAAUCUGAUGCAGCUCACGACCGACAUCGACGCCGAGCGGGUGCAAGUGCGGCGCCACGCGGCAGUGCAGCAGCAGGCGCACAAGGAGUUGGCGCGCCACGCGUUGGCGCGCAGGCGGCAGAAGGAGAAGGCGGAUCUCAAAAUCUACGAGCUGGAGGAGCGGGUGGGAGAGCUGACGGUGCAGCAGCAAGUGGUGCAGGCGGAACUGCAGGAGAACUAUCAGAGUCGCAUCGACGCGCUGGAGGCGGAGCUGAAGUCGACGCGCACGUCGUUGCAGUCGCACCGCGCAGAGCUACAGCGCAUGCGCCAGCUCACCGCCCGCGUGGUGACCGAGCGCAGUGAGCUGGAGAACUUCUUUCACACCGCCCUGGCCGAUUGCCUGCGUUAUCGGCAUGACAUGUCGGCAAGCCAGCAUGCAUCCACCGCCGCCUCUGCGACGAGCGCCAGAAAGGGUGCAAUGCUGCUGGGGAACGUGGAUUCGGGUGGCGGAGUGGGUGGAGGUGCCGCGUCGCGUCAAACAGCACAGGAGUUUGCGCCGACGGUCGCGAGUCCGGUGCCGUCGUCGUCGCCGGCGGCCACGCUGAAAAACAGCGGCGCCUUUUUCGAGGAGCUGCCGUGGAAGGACAAGGAGAAGGUUAUCAAGUCGCUGCUCUUCUUCUUCAACGCCAACUAUUACAAGUCCUCGCCGCUGGCACCGACAAUAGCAGGCGGUAGCCCUCGGGAGGACGCGUGUACUUCAUGA
This is a messenger RNA of Leishmania mexicana MHOM/GT/2001/U1103, 1599 nucleotides long. RefSeq lists its product as hypothetical. The transcript has a single exon. The coding region runs from base 1 to 1599 and encodes 532 amino acids. NCBI's taxonomy places the organism in Eukaryota, Euglenozoa, Kinetoplastea, Trypanosomatida, Trypanosomatidae. The record is from RefSeq and is a predicted model, not a curated record.